AAGCAUAAGUAAGAGGAUGAAAUAUCAAGAAAGUGCGCAUGCUAUUUUCAAAUGACGCGACAUUGGCUCGAGUGGCCGCAGCAAGUUGCCGUCCGCCCAACUUUUAGAGCCGCGCCGUGUCAACACAGGAAGAAUUCCUCGACGUGAUCUUGCAAUAAACCGUUGAUAUUUAUUAAAUGAAUAAAUAAUGUUACGAGUAGCUGAGCCUAUGAUGUCCAACUCGUUGGUACCAGAUUGGGCAAAUGCAGAGCAUAGUACCGGAACUUCGAUUAUGGCUGUUGAAUUUGAUGGUGGAGUAGUUAUUGGUGCCGAUUCGCGUUCUACCACUGGGUCGUACAUUGCUAAUCGCGUAGUCGAUAAAUUGACAAAGGUGACCGAUUACAUUUAUUGCUGUCGGUCCGGAUCAUCGGCUGAUACUCAGGCUAUAUCUGAAAUUGUUAAUUAUCAUUUAGGAUUUCAUAGAAUGGAAUUGGGAAUGGAGCCAAGAGUUGAAACAGCGGCUAAUGUCUUUAGGGAAUUAUGUUAUAAUUAUCGUGACAGUUUAAUGGCUGGUAUAUUAGUAGCUGGUUGGGAUUCCAUAAAGGGUGGUCAAGUUUAUAGUAUUCCACUUGGAGGUAUGUGCACACGUCAACCUAUCUCUAUCGGUGGCUCUGGUUCAAGUUACGUAUAUGGUUAUGUCGAUGCAAAUUAUAAGCCUGGUAUGUCUAAAGAUCAAUGCGUAGAGCUAGUUAGCAAUACGUUGGCCCUAGCCAUGUCUCGAGAUGGUAGCAGCGGUGGUUUAAUUCGAUUGGGUAUAAUCACUGAAAAUGGUAUUGUUCGCAAAGUGAUUAAGGAAAAUGAAUUACCAACGUUUUACGAAGGAUAAAGUUAUGGAAAAAAUUUAA
Molecule: messenger RNA, 884 nt
Organism: Ceratosolen solmsi marchali
Lineage: Eukaryota; Metazoa; Arthropoda; Insecta; Hymenoptera; Agaonidae
Gene: Prosbeta1
Product: proteasome beta1 subunit
Exons: 5
Coding region: 188-865 (225 amino acids)
Cellular component (GO): proteasome core complex; cytoplasm
Molecular function (GO): threonine-type endopeptidase activity
Source: RefSeq, a predicted model, not a curated record